AUGAGCGACAAGGUUCCAGGAAAACAGCAAGACCAGAAUCAGGAGCAAAAGCAAGAGGGACAAUCCUUGCGAGUCCAAAUCCUUGUGUACCGUUGCAUGGGCAUUGAUCUGUGGAGUCCCACGACCAUCAACGAUCGUCCAUGGCUCACCUUUGUAACCAUGGGACCACUUUUCAUGUUCAUGGUGCCCAUGUUCCUGGCCGCCCACGAGUACAUAACACAGGUGAGCCUGCUGUCCGACACUCUAGGAUCCACCUUUGCCAGCAUGCUGACUCUGGUCAAGUUCCUGCUCUUCUGUUAUCACCGCAAAGAGUUCGUGGGUUUGAUUUACCUCAUCAGAGGUAUUCUCGACAAGGAAAUCAAUGUCUGGCCGGAUGCCCGGGCCAUCGUGGUUGAGGAGAAUCAGAGUGAUCAGAUGCUGAGUUUAACGUACACCCGCUGCUUCGGUCUGGCGGGAAUCUUUGCGGCCAUCAAGCCCUUUGUGGGUCUUGUAAUUUCCCUGAUUCGCGGCGAUGAGAUUCAUCUGGAGCUGCCGCACAAUGGUGUGUAUCCAUACGAUCUCCAGGUGGUCGUGUGGUAUGUGCCCACCUAUCUGUGGAAUGUGAUGGCCAGCUAUAGUGCUGUAACUAUGGCUCUCUGCGUGGACACUCUGCUCUUCUUUUUCACCUACAACGUGUGUGCCAUUUUCAAGAUAGCCAAACACCGAAUGAUCCAUCUGCCGGCAGUGGGCGGCAAGGAGGAGUUAGAGGGUCUGGUCCAGGUGCUAUUGCUGCAUCAAAAGGGACUCCAGAUCGCUGACCACAUUGCGGACAAGUAUCGUCCAUUGAUCUUUUUGCAGUUCUUUCUAUCGGCCCUGCAGAUUUGCUUCAUUGGAUUCCAGGUGGCAGAUUUGUUUCCCAAUCCGCAGAGCCUCUACUUCAUCGCCUUUGUGGGUUCACUGCUCAUCGCUCUGUUUAUCUACUCGAAAUGUGGGGAGAACAUCAAAAGUGCCAGCCUGGACUUUGGUAAUGGUCUAUACGAGAGCAACUGGACAGAUUUUUCGCCACCCACCAAGCGUGCCCUCCUUAUCGCCGCCAUGCGCGCCCAACGACCUUGCCAGAUGAAGGGAUACUUCUUCGAGGCCAGCAUGGCCACCUUCUCGACGAUUGUCCGCUCUGCCAUGUCGUACAUCAUGAUGUUGCGCUCCUUUAAUGCCUAA
This is a messenger RNA of Drosophila eugracilis, 1197 nucleotides long. It is a transcript of the gene Or9a, whose product is annotated as odorant receptor 9a. Gene Ontology annotation, biological process: sensory perception of smell; detection of chemical stimulus involved in sensory perception of smell. Gene Ontology annotation, molecular function: olfactory receptor activity; odorant binding. The record is from RefSeq and is a predicted model, not a curated record. The coding region runs from base 1 to 1197 and encodes 398 amino acids. The transcript is spliced from 4 exons. Gene Ontology annotation, cellular component: plasma membrane. Lineage: Eukaryota; Metazoa; Arthropoda; Insecta; Diptera; Drosophilidae.